AUGGCAAGUGUCAUUUUAACUCUAGCGAAUGUGCUGACCACUAUGAGCAUUGGCGCGCGUCUUGUCGCCGUUGGUCACAUGGCGAAUGUUCCAGCAUUACCCGAUGCAAAUGCGUGGGGUUUACUGAAACUUAAGUCGGGUAACAAAUCAAGACAGUCCAAACAGUUAAAGCGCUUACAGAAUGAUUCUACUCCCCUCAAUGUCCCAGAUGAUUUACGCGACGAGAAAAAGAACCGCAGAAUUAAGUUUAAUUUAAAUCGAGAACGCCUCAAUCUGUGGAAGGGUCCUGUUCAUCAGAACCGUUUGGCAGAUCAGCUAAUCUUUCCACUUCAGAGUCAUGCCGUUCAGUUUCCUACCUCAGAUGAAGCUAGGGAAGCUAAGCAGCAUAAGGCAUUGGAGGCAUUAAAAGAAGAUGAUACGUCUCUCCAAGGAAAACUUUUCAAGGUUUUGUAUAGAAAAACAGCUCAGCCUGUUUCUACUGUCAAUAAGGAAAUUGAAGAGCAGUUGAAACUUGCUCAUAAAAUGUGUCGUAAGGCCUCCGAGCAAAUGAAGCAGCGGUUGCGAGAGGUGGCAUUGCUUCGCAAAGCUAAGCUGCAAAAGCGGAUUAAGAGCAAGAACUAUCACCGUCGCGCAAAGCGGCGCAUCAUGAAAGAGUUUGAAAAGGACAUUGCCCUUCUGCGUAAGAAUAACCCUCAGGCUUUCGCUGAACGCCUGCUUGAGGCGGAUCGGCUUCGCGCCAAGGAGCGAGCGAGCUUGCGACACAAGACGGGUGGCAAAUUUGCGAAAAUGCAACGCUUGAGGGCGAAGUAUGACAAGGAAGCGAGAGAUGCAGUGGCCAACAUGCACGAUCAGGCUCGGGAUUUGACAAAGCGUCGACAGAAUAACGGUGACGAUGAUGACAGUGAUUCUGUGAUCUCAGACAUUGAUCUUAGCUCCUCGGAGGAAGAGGAAACUGAUGAGGAAGAGGUGGAGGUUGAUGAUGAGGAAAUGAAGGAAGAAGAAGAGAUAGCUCCUUACCUUGCUAGUUGGUGGGCUAAGGUCGAAAAUCAGCCACAAAAGCCUACUUCCACAGAAAUGGACGAAGGCGAUGAUAUCGAAAUGACUAACACUGCUCCCGCCGCUCCGACUAUUCUCUCCACUCUCGCUUCUGACGAAAUGCUCCAAAAGUCCGCCACCGUCUCUACCAACAUUAACUCCGAUGCAAAGACGGAUGAGUUCCUGGACCCUACUGACGAGAACUUCUUUGCUGCUCUCCAAGAGGCAGUGGGCGAGGUGGGCGGAGUGGAGUCGGCUGAGGCAGAGUUCGAGGCGGAGAAGCGUGCAGUGAAUGAGGAGGAGGCACUGAAGGAUGUAGACACCUUCCUGCCCGGGUGGAAUCGAUGGACCGGUCCUGGCACCGAAGCGGUGGACGAGGAACUCCGCCGCAAGCGCCUCAUUAAGGCGCCUAAGCGUAAACGUAGAGAUUUUGGACGUGCAAAGGUCAUCAUUAAAGAAAGGGUGAAUGAGGAGCUCAGGAAGCAUUUGGUUAAAACGAUUCCCUUCCCCUAUGCCAAACCGGAGCAGUAUGAGCAGGCGUUGGCACAGCCAAUUUGUCGCGAGUGGACCACAGAAGCAGCUCACAGGGAGCUCACUAAACCCAAAGUCAUCCUCAAGGCAGGUCGAGUCAUCAAACCAAUCAGUCAGGACGUCGCCCUACUACGUGAGAAAGAUGCUCUUCGGUUACUGACAGGAAAGAAGAAAGUGUGA
Molecule: messenger RNA, 1746 nt
Organism: Echinococcus granulosus
Lineage: Eukaryota; Metazoa; Platyhelminthes; Cestoda; Cyclophyllidea; Taeniidae
Product: U3 small nucleolar RNA-associated protein
Exons: 6
Coding region: 1-1746 (581 amino acids)
Biological process (GO): rRNA processing
Cellular component (GO): nucleolus; small-subunit processome
Source: RefSeq, a predicted model, not a curated record